Molecule: messenger RNA, 7248 nt
Organism: Aspergillus eucalypticola CBS 122712
Lineage: Eukaryota; Fungi; Ascomycota; Eurotiomycetes; Eurotiales; Aspergillaceae
Product: ketoacyl-synt-domain-containing protein
Exons: 6
Coding region: 1-7248 (2415 amino acids)
Biological process (GO): secondary metabolite biosynthetic process; fatty acid biosynthetic process
Molecular function (GO): oxidoreductase activity; 3-oxoacyl-[acyl-carrier-protein] synthase activity; fatty acid synthase activity
Source: RefSeq, a predicted model, not a curated record
AUGGUUCACGGUGGGCAGGCCAUUUCUAGCUCCGAGCCGCCUUCUCCGGAUGUCCCAGAAAUCAAUGCUGAGCCUCCUAGACGUAGUGCUGCACUGUUUAAUUGUUACUCUUACCUUGCGAACCGGAGUAACGGUGAUUGUGUAGAACGUCACAGAAUCUUGACUAUAACUAUGCAAUUACCAGACGCCGAGACAGUUCCAGGACUGCUGGUUGCUCCUGCCACUGCGCGGCAAACAAGCUUGCCUAUGGCCGUCGUCGGUAUUGGCUGCCGGCUUCCCGGCAAUAUUUCCAGUCCCGCACAGCUCUGGGAUUUUUUGAGAGAAGGCCGCUCUGGUGUGGGUGAGGUCCCUAAGGAUCGCUUCAACAUCUAUAGCUAUAGGGGCGGCAAGGAUGAGCCGGGCACGACUCUCCCGUUGGGCGGAUACUUUCUUCAGGAUGACCUCCGCAGCUUCGACAACCGGUUCUUCGGCAUCAAUAAUCGAGAAGCAGCUGUUAUGGACCCUCAGCAGAGGAGGGUGCUAGAGGUAGUAUUCGAGACCUUUGAGAGCGCCGGCGUAACCCUCGAUGAAGUAUCCGGUGCUAAUGUGGGAGUUUAUAUGGCAUCAUUCACCCCAGAUUACAUCGCCAUGCAGACGAAAGACCCAGAGAACUUGACGCGGUACAGUAACCUGGGCAUGGGCGCCACUAUUCUUGGAAACCGCAUUAGCCAUGUCUUCAAUCUUAAAGGGCCGAGUUGUACGGUAGACACAGCUUGCUCGUCCUCUUUCUACGCACUUCACCUUGCUUGCAACGCAUUACAGAAUGGCGAGUGUGAUUCAGCCAUCGUGGCGGGUGUCAACCUGAUUCAAUCCCCUGAGUUACAUGCGGCAGUGUCCCAGGGUGGGUUUCUAUCGCCAACAUCUUUUUGCCAUACCUUUGAUACUUCCGCUGAUGGGUACGCACGAGCAGACGGUGUUAGUGCUAUCUACAUCAAACGACUAGAUGAUGCUAUCCGCAAUCAAGAUGUUAUUCGGUCGAUCAUUCGUGGCACUGCGGUGAACAGUAAUGGCCGCACACCAGGUAUAGCACAACCAAGCAUCGACGGCCAGGUGGCCGUAAUUUGCAAGGCAUAUGCCCGAGCUGGGCUAGAUCCCGCAGAGACAGCGUACAUCGAGUGUCAUGGCACUGGCACUCAAGUUGGCGAUCCCAUGGAGGUAGAAGCCCUAUCGCGCGUUUUCCGCAAAGAGCAACGGACUUGCGCAACAUUAAUUGGCUCAGUCAAGCCAAACCUCGGCCACGGUGAGGUGUCUAGCGGGUUGUCUAGUCUCAUCAAAGCUACCCUUGCCUUGGAGCAUAGGCAGAUUCCAGCGACCAUUAGCGUCAAAAAGAUCAACCCCAAGAUCAAGACUGAGGAAUGGGGCGUCGACGUCGUUACCCGCAUAACCCCUUUCCCAGUAUCCACCCGCCGUGUGCCAAGCCGCAUCAGUGUCAACUCGUUUGGUUAUGGGGGCGCGAAUGCUCACGGCAUCAUAGAGGAAGCGGACCAUAAACAAAAUCAAGUCUCAAUAAGAAAUGGGGGAACAGCUGCGGAACGUUAUAAGCAGUCUCAAUCAUCACAGCCGCCGUAUAUACUUCCCUUCUCUGCAAACUGCCCUCAAUCCCUCGAGGGCCGAGUGGAACGGCUAUCCAAUUCAGACCUUUCGUGCGUCUCAGUCAGCGACCUUGCUUAUACCCUAGGACAGAGAAGAUCUCAGUUUGCCUGUCGUGGCUAUGUGAUCGCCCGACAAGAGACCUUGACACAAGACAUCACAGUUGCGAACCUGCAACUUCCUUCUUCCAACCUUGAGUUAGGUAGUAGAAAGAUAGCAUUUGUAUUCACCGGUCAGGGCGCCCAGUGGCAAGGCAUGGCUCGUCAGCUAUUACACUACCCAACGUUUGCCAAUACAAUUCGACAGCUCGACGACGAACUGAGGUCGCUUUCACGCGCCCCUGAUUGGAGAAUUUAUGAUGUCCUAAUGGACGAGUCAGACAGCUGCCCCAUCAACCAGGCAGUGUUCGCACAGCCGAUCACCACAGCUGUUCAGAUUGGCUUGGUGGUGCUGCUGCGAUCUUGGUCAAUCCUUGCUGGGGGAGCAAUCGGACACUCCUCUGGUGAGAUUGGAGCUGCAUACGUGGCUGGUCUACUGUCCGCGCGCGAGGCAAUCGUUCUUGCAUAUUACAGGGGUUACGCGGUUGCAAAACAAGCAUCAGCCGCAGGCGCCAUGGCAGCCGUUGGUCUGAGCUCGGAUAUGGCUCUGGAAUUGAUCAUCAAGCUAGACCUCACCGACAGCGUUAAGGUGGCGUGUAUCAAUUCGUCAUCUAAUGUGACCAUCAGUGGUGACCGUAGGGAAGUUGAGACUCUGGUUACCGCUGUUCAGGCAAAAGGCGCGUUUGCUCGGAUACUGAAGACUGAUGGGAAAGCGUACCAUUCUCAUCACAUGGUCAGCGUAGGUGAAAUCUACCAAAGCCUCCUCGAUGAAGCUGCCAUUUUUGCCAAAGUCCUGGUCCCUGAAACAGAAAAUUCUGACGCGGAAAUGUAUUCGACGGCUAUAUGUAAACCCUUGGAGCGCCAAGCUGCUCGUACUACGUGGUACUGGAGAUUUAACCUAGAGUCCCCUGUGAGGUUCUCCGAAGGUCUGAAGGGGCUGUCAGAGUUGAUAGAUCCCGACUUGUGGCUCGAAAUUGGACCGCACACGGCCCUGAAACUCCCCAUCACGCAAACGCUCGGACAGUUGACACCUUACCACGGCACAUUAGAGCGAGGUCAAGAUGGAUCAGUGACACUACUCAGCUUCCUCGGAUAUCUUUUCGUUCAUGGCUUCAGUCUGGAUUUCACGAAGUUACUGCGCAGUUACCCCGACGGAUCGCCAGCUAGAUUCAUCUACGAUCUCCCAACUUACGCCUGCCAGGAGAGCCGAUACCGCCAGAAUCCUAGGCACGAAUUGCUCGGGACAGAAGUGCCUGGAGGAAGCCCGGCAUCCUUUGCGUGGCGCAACCUCUUGCACCUCGGUCAUGUACCUUGGCUCCGGGACCACCGACUGGGAGAUACCGCCGUAUUCCCCGCCGCAGGAUAUAUUGCCAUGGCAGUGGAGGCACUGAUACAAAAAGCUUUGCCCUCAGGCGCAGACCUAAUUAGCAAAUGCGUCAUCCUUCGGCAAGUAGCCUUGCUAAAAGCCCUCUCUUUAAAAGAUGAGGACUCUAUUGAGCUAUUUACCGAGCUUCAUCCACUCUCGAUUUCCAACGUUCGCGAUUCGCAACAUUGGUGGGAAUUCCAAAUUUUCACCGUGUUGGACCGAAAUAGCUACACCCUUCACGCCAAGGGAAUGAUCCGGUUGGGUUGCAACCCCGAUAAUACUUCACACGCAGCCCCAUCCCCUGAUUGCCGACUGGCUGUCCGAACUAAACACGUUUGGUAUGACAUUAUUUCUCGAGGCGGCCUCAAGUAUGGUACGGCGUUUCAACGCAUAAAAGCGGUCUAUACUCCAGAAAGCAAAAAAAUCUUAUAUGCCGAAGCUCCAACCGAGUCAUUUGCCCCCGAAAUCCCCACCAGCGCUCAGCCGUAUCCUAGAUACUUCCUGCACCCGACACUACUGGACACUGUUCUUCAGCUUGCCCUCAUUGCAUGCAAUGGUGGCUCCCUUCAUGGGCUUGUGGCCCGGGUCCCGACUCUGCUCGGAGAGGUCAGCAUGAGCCUGGCCCCGUAUGCUCCAGGCGAGGCUGGGAUCAUUCGUGCCAAGGCUUCGGUAGUCGGACUCAAAAUGCACAGGGCAACCAUAUACUUGUUCAAUCAGAAGAAUCAGCCCGUGGUACAGUUUAAGGACAUUGAAAUGACCGCCUUCAGCGCACAAGAAGGCAUGGAGGAUGUCCGCCAUCCUAUGGGACGCGUGCACUGGAAGCCCGACAUAACACAGAUAUCCGAAGAUUCCGUCUUUUCUUCUGGUCUCGCUCAUGUGCUCUCUGUGACCGAUCUCGGAGCUUUUGGGUCCCGCUCCUGGCUGCUAGCUGCCCUGGACAUGAUUGUCCACAAGAAGCCUGAUUCCAGGAUUCUGUGCCUCACAACCGACCUGUCUUUUGUAACCUUGGCUUGCUUGGAGGUCCUGGAGACCUCUAUAGUCUACCGGCGUUGUGAGACAUUUUCAUUGGGUAGAAUAGGAUGCAAUGGAGCGCUGGAGGUUGCGGAAAUCCGCAAGUAUGCAGUGCCUUUAGGCCUUCGCUCUAUGGCUUACCGCAAGGCCACCUCAGAUAACCAGUACAACGUGUGCAUUCUGGGACAGGGAAGUGACCACGCAGUGUUUGGCCACCUGAGGAAGCAUACCAACGACUGCACCUUUUUUCUGGGUCCUUGCACACAAUUUCCGGCCUCAGUGCCCUCAUCGCACUUGCAACUAACGGAUCACGAUCACGGUGUAUACGUUCUACGUCCCAACCCCAAAUUCACCCCACAAUUCAACCAUGUUGUUCUGAUCGGGGCUUCAUCUUCGGACGCGGAGCUAGCUGGUCAUUUAAGCAAAGAGUUGGACAGGCCGGUGCAGGCAUUGACGCUACGCGAUAUUCUCUCCUCACCCAUUCCGCCCCAAGCCUUGGCCGUCUCGGUGAUAGAAAUGCACAAAUCCCUGCUGUCAGACCCAACGGCAGAGGAGUAUGAUGCAUUCAAAGAAUUGAUCGAGCAUGCCGCCCAUAUCUUCUGGAUUAGCGGAAGUGGUGUUCACAACGGAUUUGAUCCCACACGGUCUAUCUUUACCGGUCUGGCUCGGGCUCUCAUCGUCGAGCAGCCCUCUACCAGGAUCUUCUCUGUGGAAAUUGACCCAGCAACUGAAAUGUCAGUGGUUUCCCGAUAUGUCCGCCAAAUUUUGCAGCAGAAGAAUGAAGUAGACUUUGAGUACAUUUGCGACAGCUCGCAGCUCCUGAUCAGCCGCGUUGUGCCCGACGAGCGGUUGAACCGUGAAUUCAGGAGACGACAAAACAGCAUUUCCAUUCCCAAGCCACUAGCUCAGGCUGACAACGCCUAUUUGUUAGUGUCGGAGCCAGGCCAAGUGAACUCGGCAAGGUUCGUGCAACGGCCAUUAUCACCCACGCUGCCAGCCGACCACGUUCUUGUUAAGGUUGUAUGUGUGGGUCUCAAUGCCAAAGAUGUUUAUGUGAUGGCCGGUCGAGUGUCGACGAAAAAUGCCACCUGCAGUUCUGAGUUCACAGGGCAAAUUGUGGGGUUGGGUGCCGACGUGCAAUCAUUCGCGGUCGGCGAUCGAGUGGCAGUCAUGCAUAACGGCCACUUUGGCACCUACGAGCCGGUUCCUUGGUGGAGCUGUAUCAGGCUAGAGGAUAACGAAGACUUGGUCAUCAUGGCGGGCGUUCUCCUUGUGUUUUUCACAGCCGUGUACGCGCUCGAAUACCGCGCACGUCUCCAGCCCGCUGAGUCGAUUCUUAUUCACUCUGCUGCUGGUGCUGUCGGCAUUGCAACCAUCCAACUCGCUCAGCAUCUUGGGGCAGGCAAGAUUUACGCUACCGUGGGCAACGAGGAAAAGAAGCGGUAUCUGGUAGAGCAAUUCGGGCUCCGUUCCGAGAACAUCUUUUCCUCGCGUGAUACCACGUUCGCGGAGAAGGUCAAAGUCCAAACUAGAGGCCGCGGUGUCGAUGUUAUUUUGAAUUCCUUGGUGGGGGACCUCCUCCACGAAAGCUGGAACUGCCUAGCCGACUGGGGGCGCUUUGUCGAGAUUGGUAAACGCGAUAUUCUCGACUGCGGUAAGCUCAACAUGUCCACGUUUGCGCGCGGAACUACUUUCACGUCAUUCGACCUGAACAUGCUGAACGAGCUCGACACGCCCAUAGCGGCUCGCCACUUGAAGUGUACAAUCCUUGCGCGUGUUUUGCAGCUGGUCCGCGCCGGACACGUUCGGCCCGUUCAACCCUUGGCCGUCUUCCCCGUCUCAGAACUGAGUGCAGCCUGCAACCACUUCAACAACGCCAAGCGGAUGGGUAAAAUCGUAAUUUCCUUUGAAGAUGAGACGCAGAUCGUCCCCACGGUUCCUGAGCUCUACAGCACCGUUCUCAACCCAAGCAAAUCUUACCUCUUGGUCGGCUGUCUCGGCGGCCUCGGUCGAAGUCUAUCACGGUGGAUGAUGAGCCGCGGAGCCCGUCGCUUCGUAUUCCUCGGCCGCACGGGUUUAGCCAAACCAGCUGCCAGGCAAAUUGUCCAGGAGCUGGAAGAGGCUGGGGCCCGCUGUACCGUCGCAACCAGCGACGUCAUUGUGUAUGAGGACGUCGAGCGCGCAGUAGCGGCAGCAGUUGCUGAUGCGCCUCUAGGGGGAGUGAUUCAGGCCGCUAUGGGCCUCCACGAAGCCAUCUUCAAGUACAUGCCUCACGAGCACUGGCUCACAGGCACGCAAGCCAAGGUGCGCGGAACAUGGAAUCUUCACCAAGCCCUGGACAAUCUCAAGUGCGAGUCCGCUCUGGAUUUCUUCCUUCUGACCAGCUCGGUCGCUGGGCAGAUUGGCACAGCUACUGAAGGCAACUAUUGCGCUGCAAACCACUUUCUGGACGUUUUUGCUCGCUAUCGCCGGAGUCUGGGGCUGCGCGCUAUCUCCCUCGGAUUGGGCGCUAUAUCCGAGGUCGGAUACCUCCACGAGCACAGCGAAAUCGGCGAGCUCCUCCUUCGCAAGGGCAUCCGCCCACUCCCUGAGAAUGAAGUCCUCCAAGUUAUUGACUUCGCCCUCUCCUCCGAGAUCGAUCAGGAACAAACCGUCCCUAGGGAUCGCCUCGCACAAUGCCACAUUCUAUCUGGUAUUGAAGACACCGGACUUCAAGACCACCGCAAACAAGGCUUUACAGGUUUCUGGCACAAUCUAGACAACACCCGCUUCUCGGUACUCAUCAACGCCCUGCAGCGUCAGGCAUCCCAGUCCGAAGGCGGAAUUAACACCCCUGCGUCGGUAAUUCAAACUGUACUGGCGUCAGGCGACGAGAAGCAAGUACGUGAAGCGGUGAAUCAGGCAUUGGCGAAGAAGAUGUCAAACAUUAUUCUAUUGCCGCUACCGAAGUUGGAUUUGAAGUUGCCAUUGAGUGAGUAUGGCAUGGAUAGUAUGUUGUCGGCGGAGCUAAGACAAUAUAUAUUCACAUCGAUGGGUGUGGAUGUCCCGUUUUUGACCUUGAUGGAUUCGGCGACGUCGGUGUUGAGCAUUGCUGAGAUUGUGGUGGGGGAAUUGAGGAAGAUUAUGGGGAAGGAGGCGGAAUAG